Molecule: messenger RNA, 1725 nt
Organism: Seminavis robusta
Lineage: Eukaryota; Bacillariophyta; Bacillariophyceae; Naviculales; Naviculaceae
Source: the annotation of a GenBank genome assembly
AUGCUCGGUUUCUCCAAUACCAUCAACUCAGCCCUUGUGUUGGUAGCUUUUUUGUUGCCUGAUGCUUCAGGCUUUGUCCCUCGAAUAUCCAGGGUAGCUCCACCCUUGGUGGCAUCCAGCCCCGGUUCAUUUUCCAAUGGAAAAAUCUUCUCCCCCCUUCAUCUGCCCCCGAAGACCAACUCAGCAUCAGGAGGUACACAUCGAGAAUCUACUGUGGAUUCGGAAGGAGGUGACAAAAAGGGUUUUCUUGACAAAAUCAAGUCGAUUGUUCCACCUAAGAAUGAAAGGAAAAAGCUGCUGCCACUUGGAUUGAUGUUCUUCUGCAUUCUAUUCAACUACACAAUUUUGCGUGAUACCAAAGAUGUGCUCAUGAUCACAGCCUACAAAAGCGGUGCGGAAGUUAUUCCCUUUAUCAAAACAUAUUGCAAUCUGCCAGCUGCGAUUGGCUUUACUGGCCUUUAUGCUUCUAUGUGCGAUAACAUGGAGCUCAAGAACGUCUUUUAUGCACUGGUUAUCCCAUUCUUGAUCUUCUUUGCGAGCUUUGCACUCUUCAUGUACCCUGCAAGAUCCAUCAUUCAUCCUCAUGGACUUGUGGAUAUCCUGGCAAAUCAGCUUCCGGCAGGUUUUUCUGCGCCUUUGGCCAUUGUCCGAAACUGGUCCUUUGCAUUGUUCUACGUUAUGGCAGAGAUGUGGGGCAGUGUUGUGACUUCACUGCUUUUCUGGGGGUUUGCCAAUGAAGUUACUACCGUUGAGGAGGCGAAGAAGUAUUACCCGCUGUUUGGGAUGGGAGCCAAUGUGGCCUUGAUCUUUUCGGGACAGUACGUGAAGUGGGUAUCGAAAAUGAGGGGGACCCUGGCUCCUGGUGUAGAUGCUUGGGCAGUCAGCCUAAGAUUCUUGAUGGCUGCUGUGGUUGGAAGUGGGGGCGUCCUUCUUGCAGCAUACAAGUACAUGCAAGACAAUAUCGUAUCAAAAAUGGAUUCCGUCAAAGAGGCCAAGAAGUUCCCACGCAAGAAGAAGGCGCGGAUGACAAUGAAGGAGUCAGCCAAGUUUCUCAUGAGUUCACCGUACAUUCGUGACUUGGCGACGCUUGUCAUCUCGUAUGGUCUCUGCAUCAACAUUGUGGAGGUCAGCUGGAAGUCCAAACUCAAGCAAGCAUUCCCAAAUCCCAACGAGUACUCAGCCUUCAUGGGAAACUUUUCAUCGGCUACUGGGACCGUUACCCUUGUGAUGAUGCUUCUUGGUAGGACCAUAUUCCAGAAGUUCGGAUGGAAAUUUGCCGCUAUGGUAACCCCAACGAUGAUUGGCGUCACGGGCAUUGCAUUCUUCGGUUUAACACUUCUGCCACAGACAGUUCAACCGCUUGCAGCACUCUUUGGGACAACACCCUUGAUGCUUGCAGUUCUUAUUGGCGCUGCUCAAAACAUUCUCAGUAAGAGCGCCAAAUAUUCCUUGUUCGACCCUUGCAAGGAAAUGGCAUACAUCCCACUGGACCAAGAGUCUAAGACUAAGGGGAAGGCAGCCAUUGACGUGGUCGGCAAUCCACUAGGCAAAAGUGGAGGCGCCAUGAUCCAGCAGGUCCUCAUCUUUGCAGUUGGCAGCCUUGCUGCCUCUACACCAUAUCUAGCCGCGAUCCUUUUUGCGAUGGUGUUCAUGUGGUAUAGAGCAGUCGGAUCCUUGUCUGGACAGUUUGAAGAGGCCAUGAAGCAAACCGAAUCUCAGGGCUAG